This is a messenger RNA of Neoarius graeffei (lesser salmon catfish), 1139 nucleotides long. It is a transcript of the gene ap3s1, whose product is annotated as adaptor related protein complex 3 subunit sigma 1. The coding region runs from base 145 to 726 and encodes 193 amino acids. The transcript is spliced from 6 exons. NCBI's taxonomy places the organism in Eukaryota, Metazoa, Chordata, Actinopteri, Siluriformes, Ariidae. The record is from RefSeq and is a predicted model, not a curated record. Gene Ontology annotation, biological process: intracellular protein transport; Golgi to vacuole transport. Gene Ontology annotation, cellular component: membrane coat; AP-3 adaptor complex; intracellular membrane-bounded organelle.
GCCGCGGUCCCGAACUCCUGUCCUCCUCCGCUGUACAGUUGAGCGGCUCUGUGCUUGAGUUUCACUCAGGGAACACAACACCGAAACGGAGCGUUCCUGAGGACGGCGACUUGGCAGUUUAAUUCUUUGCUUUACAGAAGUAACAUGAUAAAAGCCAUACUGAUAUUCAAUAACCAUGGGAAACCCAGGCUUUCGAAAUUUUAUGAACAUUACACUGAAGACACAGAGCAGCAGAUCAUCAGGGAAACGUUUCACCUGGUAUCAAAGCGGGAUGAGAACGUCUGCAAUUUUCUUGAGGGUGGAAUGUUGAUAGGUGGGUCAGACAACAAGCUGAUCUACAGACACUACGCCACGCUGUACUUUGUCUUCUGUGUCGAUUCUUCAGAGAGCGAACUUGGCAUUCUAGACUUAAUCCAGGUGUUUGUGGAAACGCUGGACAAAUGUUUUGAGAAUGUCUGUGAGCUUGACCUCAUUUUCCAUGUCGACAAGGUACACAAUAUCCUAUCUGAGAUGGUGAUGGGUGGCAUGGUCUUGGAGACCAACAUGAAUGAGAUCAUAACACAAGUGGAUUCCCAAAACAAACUUGAGAAGUCUGAGGCUGGCAUUGCAGGGGCUCCUGCACGUGCUGUUUCAGCAGUAAAGAACAUGAACCUGCCAGAAAUGCCCAAGAACAUCAACAUUGGAGACAUCAGCAUAAAAGUGCCAAACUUGCCAUCUUUUAAAUAGCAGCAGUGGACAGGAUGGGCAGAUGUAUAUGCUAAAUGUUUACCAAACACAAAGUGAAUAUCUUGUUACGAAGGUACUGUGUGAUUUCCUGUCAUGUUGCUUCUGGUCUUGGAAUGCCAUUUAUGUGUCUUUUUUUUUUUUUUUACUCUAUGGAACCGAAGUAUUUAUUUAUUACAUUCCACUGGCCUUUCUGAAGGUUUGCGCCUACAAUUUGGCUGCUACAGUAUUUGAAGAUCAUGUCUUUAUAAUGCUUUGUACAUCAGACCUAAAAUUGUACUCAAUUAUGGAAACAUCAAAGUGAUGCUGUAUAUGCUUUAAUUGUAUUACUGGUAUUAUACUGUAUGUAAUCAGAGUAUUUUACAUAAUUUAUCUUUUCUUACUCAAGCAAUGCUUUUAUCUUAAUCAGUGCAUGU